Molecule: messenger RNA, 513 nt
Organism: Mucor velutinosus
Lineage: Eukaryota; Fungi; Mucoromycota; Mucoromycetes; Mucorales; Mucoraceae
Product: Serine/threonine kinase
Exons: 1
Coding region: 1-513 (170 amino acids)
Source: RefSeq, a predicted model, not a curated record
AUGCAAGGCAAUAGUCCUAAAAGACACGUUUCAGCACUCAAUGCUCACAACAACUACCCAACGAGCAAUACAGCUAUAUGCAAAAGACAGGAUACAAUGCCAUAUCAUCAGAAAACUCAAGCCAGUGAUCCGGCACAACCUAUGAAUAUGAUGCCAUUGUCUGCACCUUCUAAUACUCUCAACAAACUCUCAAAAACCAACAUAUCUAAAGCAGCAGCAGCAGCAGCAGCAGCUACUAUUACGACGGCUGCUAGCACACCUCAACAAGUAUCAAAUGGCCAUGAAACAGAAAACACCAACGCUAGCAGCAACACAUACCAACAAUACCGUGAUUCCCGCAUGAGCCAUUCGUCAGUUACAACACAUGUGCUGCCAAGCCUCAAAGGCGAGCAAUCGAGAAAAAGAACCUUUGAUCAGACCGAGCAUAGUUCAUCCAAAAUUCAAGGCAAUAGUCGCAAAAGCAUCAUCCUCGUUGAAUCUACGUAUAAAGUCAAAGUUCAAUUGAUUAGUUAA